This is a messenger RNA of Pestalotiopsis fici W106-1, 1371 nucleotides long. RefSeq lists its product as uncharacterized. The coding region runs from base 1 to 1371 and encodes 456 amino acids. Gene Ontology annotation, molecular function: phosphatidate phosphatase activity. Gene Ontology annotation, biological process: phospholipid metabolic process. Lineage: Eukaryota; Fungi; Ascomycota; Sordariomycetes; Amphisphaeriales; Sporocadaceae. The record is from RefSeq and is a predicted model, not a curated record. The transcript has 2 exons.
AUGACCGACUACGACACGCCGUCUACGGCGCCCAAACCUCGAAAACGCGGCUUUGCUUUCGUCCUUCUCGCCUCGUAUGUGACGGACUGGCUCUGCUUGAUAGCCGCCGGCGUGGUGGGGACCAUCCUGGGCAAUGUCACGCCCAAUAAGCGCCCUUUUCGCCUCGAUGACCCCAACAUUGGAUUCGCCUUUACUGAGCACGAGACUGUAUCGUCCGCGCUGCUGCUCACGUGCAAUGCCGCUAUUCCCAUUGCCAUCAUCUUGAUCGUGACCUUGAUCUUUGUGCCGGGACCUACCGUCCCCAAGGGAACCCCUCAGUCCCUCAUCUGGAAGCGCAAGCUCUGGGAGCUGCAUGCAGGAUGGCUGGGACUGGCCAUGUCUCUAUGCGGCGCCUGGUUCAUCACCAGUGGCAUGAAGAACAUGUUUGGCAAACCGCGCCCGGAUCUGCUUUCGAGAUGUCAACCCGACUAUGAAAAUGUCGCCAAAUACUAUGUGCUCAACAAUGGUGGCCACGGUAAUCUUAGUGGGCUCGUCUCUGCAGCCAUCUGCCAGAAUACAGACUCUAGUCUACUCGACGACGGAUUCCGGAGUUAUCCUUCUGGCCACUCCUCCUCGGCUGCUGCUGGUCUCAUCUAUCUAUCCUUUUUCCUCGCCAGCAAGUUCUCCGUCGUCAUUCCCUUUGUGGCGACCUCGGGAUAUUCGGCCGAGUCGAGUGCGGUUGCCUUUCCGUCACGACACAAUGGCGGAGCCGCUGGAGCCAACUCUUCUUACAAUCCCCUGUCGCACGCCACAGACGAGCUUUCGAGUCCUGGCGAUCCUUCCGUGGCCAAGCAGAUUGCAUCGCACGGUUCCUCUGUUCUAGCAGUCAGAAGACAAGCGGCAGCACCUCCAAUCUACCUCCUCGUGCUGACUCUGAUCCCUUUCUUCCUGGCCAUUUUCAUUGCCAGUUCCCGAUGGUACGACUUUAGACACCAUGGCUUCGAUAUUCUCUUUGGAUUCAUCAUUGGUAUCAUUACGGCUUGGUUUUCAUUCCGCUACUACCAUUUACCGAUUUCUUCAGGCGCUGGUUGGGCAUGGGCACCUCGCAGCCCCGAUAAGUCGUUCUGGGCCGGAGUGGGAGUGUACUCGUGGGCGACGGACAAGAAGCACUGGAUUCGACCGGGUGAUGAGGAGGAAGGGCUUGCAGCAAGUUACGCCAAUGAUAUUGAGCUUCGCGGCAUGCGGUAUAGACAGAGACCCGAAGGCGGCCUGAACACGACUGAGAGCUCCACAGCAAUCACCAAGGACAGGAAUCAGCUGAGUCCCACGGACGACUUUAGCACUCGCGACGACCGUGCGUCAACGUCGCAUGAUGAUCACAACAGGAUCUAA